UUCAUCGAGAAAAUUCAGGUAAAAAAAUGGCACUAUCAUCCAGUAACACCCAGGAUGGAAUAUCAAAUUGCUACAUUGCGCGUUCCAGUGUCUGUGUGAAGGGUAGUAGUAGUACUACUGGUGGACAACGUGUGGGCAACGGCUUGUUCUCCAGCCACGACGUCAAACCUGGAGAAGCAGUCCUGCGUAUCAAGCGUCCUCUCAUGGCAUCGCUGGAGUCGGAGAGGCUUAAAGAUACUUGCGCGAAUUGCUUCGUUUGGACCGAAGGGUCGUCGUGGGGUUCUAGGUUGUAUGUGAAAGACGGCGUCACUGUGCAAACGUGCGCAGGGUGUAAGAGAUUUCGGUACUGUAGCAAGGCAUGCCAAAAGGAGGCUUGGGUUCGCGGCCACAAACAUGAAUGCAAGAAUCUCAAACACAUCAGUGACAAAGAGUUGCCCAAAGCCGUGCUGGGGUGUAUGGAGCUUUUGGUCCGGAGAAAACACAAACUGAUUCCGGAUCAAGAGUGGGAGAGGUUAUGCCAGCUGGAGACGCACAUGGAGGAUUUCAAGCGCAACGGCAGGGACGGCGGGAUCGAGCUCAUGGCCAUGGGCACCAGCCAGUUCUCCUUCACGCAGGACACGUUCGACAAGGACUUUGUCGCCGCCAUGUACGCCCGGAUCCUGUCGAACUCCCUCACCCUGAUGACGCCCAGCUUCGACCCGCUCGGCAUCAUGGUCGAUGCCACGCUGUGCUACAUCAACCACUCGUGCGAUCCAAACGCGUAUAUCGUCAUGGACGGCUCGCAAGUGCAGCUCCGCACGCUCAGGGCCGUCAAAAAAGACGAAGAACUCUUCAUUUCCUACGUCGACCCUUCGAAUCCUUCGGCCCGGAGACGCAGCGAGCUCAAGCAACGCUGGUUCUUCACCUGCGCGUGCGCAAAAUGCGAAUCAGGCCCUACCCAGCAAGAAGACGCUUUCCUCGUCGACGACCCAGCCUCGGCACCGCAACCAUGCAAAGACUAUGCCGAUUCGCUGCUCGAGCGCGGGAAAAACUCGUCCUCUCCCUCCUCCUCCUCCUCCUCCGUCGACGAAGAUGACGAUGAUGAAGCAAACUUCCUCGGACCCACCCUCGACGCCCGCCGCCUCGCCGCCCUCCAACGCGAAUUCUUCACCGCCUACACCAACCAACAAUCCACCCCGUCCGCUCCCCACGCCCUCGCCAUCGCGCAAAACGCCCUCGCCACCGCCCGCUCCUCGAGCAUCUGGCCAGAGCACCGCCAGCCCCUCCCCGCCCUCCGCGACGACCUCAUCGUAAACCUGCUCGCCACCCACCAAUACGCGCAAGCGUUUGUCCAGUGCGCCAUCCGCUACCGCUACAUCACGCCUGUUCUUUUCCCCGAACCGCAUCACCCGCUCCGCGUCGUGCAGAUGUGGCAGAUGGGUAUGUUGGCGCUGUAUCUUGCCAGUAGCGGGGAUGUGGUUAGGCCUGGGGUUGAUAUGGCGCGUGUUGCGGCUUGGUUGGUUCGGGGGACGUUUGAGGCUGCGGGGCGGAGUCACGGGGUCGACAGCGCGUUUGCUGUUAGUGUUGGGAGGAAACUCGACGAGGUUGGACGGCUUGAUGGCGGUGCUGCCGCAGAGAAGGCGUUGUGGGAGAUUGGGGAGCUGAAGCCAUAA
Messenger RNA from Periconia digitata, 1652 nucleotides. The record is from the annotation of a GenBank genome assembly. NCBI's taxonomy places the organism in Eukaryota, Fungi, Ascomycota, Dothideomycetes, Pleosporales, Periconiaceae.